CAACGUUAUAUGUGCUUGGCAUCUCUACUAAUCCACGUCCAAUUGUUCAUUUGUGCUGCGACAUUUUGCGUUCAGUUAGUGAAGUGGUGAAGUGCAAGAUUACGCGACAUAAAAAAUAGGAAAAAUUAAACAAAUUUUAUAUUCUACAAAUCAAACUAAAUUGUCCUUUUUGUAAAGGACAAGAGCUAAUAGCAAACUCUUCGAAAAAUUGCGAGAUUAUAAGACAUAAGCCACAAUCGAAAAUAAAGAAAAAAUACGUGUACAUCACAAGUAUUGACUCGAAAUCGUUCGGUUCAAUGCACACUCAUAUUGUACAAAUUUAACAGUAAAAAACGAAAAAAGGUACAUAAUGCUGGACAAAUAAAUAAGAAUGUAUUCUAUAUAUUUUUGCUUAAAUCGUAAAUUUGUUUUGGCAAGAAAAGUUCCCGAAAUAAAUUACUAUAAAAGUCAAACAAAGAAAAAGUGCAUUGUGUUGAAACUAAUGAAAAAGGGGUGAGUGCGCGGAAAAGAUAACUAGUGCUGCUAAUUAACGGAAAAUGUUUUGACUGCUGUGAAAACUUGUGUAAAAAAAUAACCAUAUGCAAGUAUAUAUGUACAUAAUAUUUAUACGGAAGUUUAAAAACAGUAUUUUAUAACACGUUCGUUCACCCACAAAAACGCAGCAACGAAGUCGGCAGUCAUCAUUUCAACCUCCACCUUCAUACAUCUGAACGCAUCAUAACACAAUCGUAAAAAAAUAACGCCAACGACAAAAUAGCAACAAUAUAGUGAAGAGCUUUGGUCACUUUAUAAUUUUCAUGUGAAAUUUACUCAGCCAAAGAAUUUUUACAUAAAGAAUUUUUAUUGGUGCUGAGGAAGUAGAGCAAUUGCAACGCAUUACCUUGACGGUGACAACAUUAAGAUAAUAGGAAAGUCGGUGAAGAAAGAAGGUGCUGCUCUUUUGUUAACUAAAAAAAAGAAAAGAAGGGGAACUGAAUAACGGCAUUUAUUUGGCAUGUCAUCUGCUGAGGAGCAAAACACUAAGAUGAAUGAAUUAACGCCGGAAGAGAUACGCGCCCGACGAUUGCGUACCUUAGCGGCAGCUAAUUCGUCAAAAGUAAUUUCGCCAGUUAGUAAUACACCUACAACGGCGGAGAGAAGCUCAAGUAGUACAACAACGCCAGCAGCAACGGACGAUAAUGAAAAAGAACUACGUAGUCCUAAUUGUGCUGCAAAGGAGUCUCGGCUUUUACGCACCAAUCUAGUAGCAUCGGCGGAAACAGAAGCGGAAAAUGUGCUGCCUGAUGGAGAAAGCACUAAAAUGGACGUUGACGUCGAAAUGAACUCGCUGAAUACUACACCUACCCAGCAUAUUGACAUAACGAAAUGCGCCUCCAUUCUAUCAUCUGCCUCAACCACAAGUACGUCCCUACUUACACCACCAACUGAUAGUAUUAUUAAAUCGGAAAAUGGCAAUCAUGAUAGCAAAAAGUUCAUUGACAACCAAUUAGAACACAUGGAAACAACUGAUAUAGAUACUGCCGAUAUGAUUAUUGAGCACAAACAACCGGAACAAACGACAGAUGAAUUCAUCGAAGAUAUGCUAUCGAAAAUAUUCAAUGCUACAUGGAAUGAAUAUAGUGUCGGUUCAAUGAUAUGUCCGCAAACGGCUAGUUUUCUUGAACAUUAUCCGCAAAUGCGUUUUGAUUUUGAAACCAUUAUGCACGAUGUUCUCUUAGAGUGUGUACUAAAGCUAUUUAAAGAAGAACUCGAAGCACCAGAAGGAGCUGGCAGUAGCGCGAAUUCAUCUGCCGAAUUGGAAGUUGCGUCGGCAAGUGGCACCGCUUCAGCAACAGCUACGGCUAACACAAAUGAUACUAAAGCAACCACAUCUCCAGCGGCAAGCACUUCGACAGCUACGACAUCAUCUGGUGCGACUUCGAAUCCCACAUACUCAACGCCAAAAAAGAUAAAAAGCGAUGACACAGAAGUACAGGAAAUAUUAGCAAAUGCGGCGCCCGGCAGCGCUGGUGGUACGCGUUCGUCAAUUUUCUUUUCUGAAAAUGCAAUGACGCGCGGCGGCAGAAGUAGCAGCGCACGCGAAGACGAGCGACCGGCGUCAUCACAAGCAUCAACGUCAAAUGCCGCCAAUUUAGAUAAUCCUAUCGGUCCAGUAACACCUUCAAGCAGCUUCCAUGGCACCAUGGUCAGGCAAGAGGUGAUCUUGUAUUUGGUGAAUUGCCAUCGUCUCCGACAACAAUAUACAACAGAUAACAGCGUUACCGGCAGCAAUGUACCCAUGGAUACACAAACAAAAAUACAAAAUGUAUUACAACAAGUACAUGAUGCUAUAAUGCGUACUACCAUACUCGUGCUCACCGAUCGCAUUAAUGAAAAUUCAAAUUUCAUUUUCGAUCAAUCGCCAAUGCUAGAAAUGCUCUAUCAGGGUCGCAUACCCGACGGUUUCUUAUAUGAUUUGGUAGCUACGGCGCAUAAAACAACUGAGGAUUUUCAGCAAAUAUUUGGUCAACUACUGCGCGGUCUUUUCAUUGGCAUGCAACGUAACAUUUGCACGCCCAACGUCAAUACACAACAAAUUGAUGUUCUAGCUAAAUUGGUGGUCAUAAAAGUGGGUGCAGUGCGACCGAUCUGCGACUUGAUUGCAGCACAAGUCAAUUUCCUACCAUCGAUGUGCACGAAGAUACCCGGUCGGGAAAUAGUCAAAUGCAGUUAUCUGGGACCGUUUCUCUCCGUAUCGCUCUUUGCUGAGGAGAAUGUGAAAUUUGCCGAAGCGCAUGGCAAGAGCAAUGUCAUCGUGUACAGCAUGUAUCACUUUCGUUGGGAAAUGCAAUCCAUGCGCACAUCAAUGCAUACAGUAUUUCAUUCGUUGCUUGUAAAUGUCAAUAGCCGCCCCCAAACACUCGAAUACAUAAGUAGAGUAUUGCGCUACAACGAGCGUCGUGCACAGUUCGCUUGCGAUGAAAAAUUGCUUGCACGCGAUGGUUUCGUCAUUAAUUUAAUGAGCGUGUUGCAACAACUGUCGGUGAAAAUCAAAUUGGAUCGCAUCGAUCCGUUAUUUCCAUUUUAUAAAGACACAUUGAUCUCAAUCGAGAAUGAUACGAAAUUGCGUUUUACCGCUGACGAAUACAAGCAAUUCAUUGAACGUGAUUUCGCUACAGCCACCCAUAAUGCCAAUUUCCAGACGCAAUGUUGGUUUCUUACACUACAAGCUCAUCAUUUAGGUUACAUGCCGGCCAUACAACGCUAUCGGCAGAAGGCGCGCGCUAUAAAAGAACUGCAAAAACUCAUCGAUGAAAUUGAUCGUACCAAAUCACAUUGGGAGAAUACACCAUAUGCAAAGCGGAAUAAACAAUUUCGAGAACGUUGGCAUAAGCAGUUUAAAAAGUUAUCCAGGUCCAAAUUGUGCAGUGAACUUUGUCUGCUCGAUCCAAAACUUUUAUCGUCUUGCAUGUACUUCUAUUCAACGGUUUGCGAAUAUCUGCUAUAUCAGAUUGAGGGACGGCCUGUUGAGGGGCCAUACAUAGCCAAGGUGCCGGUGCAACAGUUGAAGCCAACCGAUGUACUAGCCGCCCUGCCGGAAUGGUAUGUGGAUGAUAUUGCCGAAUUCAUAUUGUUCGCCAUGCAACACGCUCUCAAUGACAUUAGGCAGACAAUCGAUCACUCAAUAAUCACAUGGCUGCUAACAUGCGUGUGUGUGCCCAAUCUCAUUAAGAACCCGUACGUCACUGCCAAAUUAGUUGAAGUGUUAUUUGUGUUCUCACUGGGUCCGCAAAAUGCUCUAAGUGCAUCCAUGUGGAAUCACGAAUUAGCACAGACGGUACUUUGCAGCGCGCUCAUGAAAUUUUACGUAGAUAUUGAAACGACUGGACAAAGCACUGAAUUCUACGAUAAAUUUACAAUUAGGUAUCACAUAAGUCAUCUGUUUAAAUCAAUGUGGGAGAAUCCUGUGUUGCGGCAGGUUAUGAUAACUGAAUCAAAUUCAGGUAAACAAUUUGUCAAAUUCAUAAAUAUGCUCAUGAACGACACCACAUUCCUGCUGGACGAAUGUUUGGAAAAUCUAAAGCGCAUACAUCAGACCCAGGUAUUAAUGAUGAAUGACAGCGCCUGGGCGCAAUUGAGCUCCGACCAGCAGCAGACUAGAUUGUCGCAAUUGAAUACUGAUGAGCGACAGUGUCGUUCGUAUUUGACGCUAGCACGCGAAACAGUGGAAAUGUUCCAUUAUUUAACGAACGACAUUAAAGAGCCAUUCAUGCGCGACGAAAUAAUCGAUCGGCUGAGUUCAAUGUUGAAUUUCAAUCUACAACAAUUGUGCGGCCCCAAGUGCAACGAUCUGAAAGUGCGCAAUCCCACCAAAUAUGGUUGGGAGCCACGUCGGCUGCUGGGCGAAAUUUUCGAUAUAUAUCUACAUUUAGACUGUGAUAGGUUUGCGCAGGCAUUGGCCGCCGACGAACGUUCGUUUCAAAAGCAUCUGUUCGACGAUGCCGCCAGCCGCAUCGAACGUUUGGGCAUACGCUCCACGAUUGAGGUGGAAAAGUUCAGAGCAUUGAUUAGUAAAGCGCAUGACAUUUACGUUGCUAAUCAACUAGCCGAAGAUGAAUGCGCCGAUGCGCCCGAUGAAUUCAAAGAUCCGCUCAUGGAUACACUUAUGUCCGAUCCGGUUACACUGCCAUCGGGUACGAUUAUGGAUCGUGCUAUUAUAACGCGACAUUUACUCAAUAGCAGCACCGAUCCAUUCAAUCGUCAGCCACUAACCGAAGAUAUGCUCGUGCCAAAUAAUGAGCUAAAAGAACGUAUCGAUGCUUGGCGGAAAGAGCAGCGCUUCAAAAGACAGCAGGACACGAAUGUGCGCGUAAAUGAUAAGAGCAGCUAAAUUUGUAUUUUGUAAUUAGUGUGUGUAUCAUGGUACGAACGACGAAUGAGAAAUAGGCAAAAACAAAAAAAAAAAAAAAAAAAAUGUUACAAAAUGCGCCAUCGUACGUUGCUGCUGCUGCUGGCUGCCGCUGAUACAACAACUAAUUGUGUUGUUUGUUGGCGAAGGUUCAUGAAUCGAAUUUUAAUUAGUUGUUUUGUGUGUGUGCGUGUGUCUGAACAAAAAACAAAAAAAAAAAAAAAACGAAAUUGAACAGAAUUGUCUUACUUAUGAUUGCUGCUGCUUCUGCUUCUAUUUAUUUACCUCAAUACAACUUGAGGUACUAAAUAUUCCAUUUUAUUUGUUAUUUUUUCGCUUGAAAGCUGGCGAUUACGCUGCGUCAAACAUGUAUGCAUUUUUCGUAAUUAUAAUUUUUGUACGAUUUGUUUUUGUUACAAAAUGGAGAAAAAAAAGCAAACACAUAAUGCCGUCAAAAUAAUUAUAUUUUUGCUUCAUUUAUUCCAUUUUUUUUUUUGUCUUUGUAUCUGUAAUUAUUAGUGGUCUAGUGAAUAUGCUUAUUACACGCAGCUGAAAUUUGCAAAAACAUAAUCUUUUUUUAUACAUACAUACAUACUUACGC
Molecule: messenger RNA, 5489 nt
Organism: Bactrocera latifrons
Lineage: Eukaryota; Metazoa; Arthropoda; Insecta; Diptera; Tephritidae
Gene: Ube4B
Product: ubiquitin conjugation factor E4 B
Exons: 14
Coding region: 995-4870 (1291 amino acids)
Biological process (GO): protein polyubiquitination
Cellular component (GO): cytoplasm; nucleus; ubiquitin ligase complex
Molecular function (GO): ubiquitin-ubiquitin ligase activity
Source: RefSeq, a predicted model, not a curated record